AUGCUUUCUUUCGCCAGAUUAUAUCUGCGUCCGCGCACAAUUCACCCCAAGGCGUUCAUGACUGACUUCAACGCUGAGGCGACAGCCCUGCGGGCGAACCUGAACUCGCUGCAGAAGAAGCUUCAAAAGCCUGUUGUUUUGCAGGAUUUGGAUGCGAGCAUUUCUCUUCCGAUGAGUGAUCAAGUUGUGAGGGCGCGGGCAUUGUGGAACUCCUCCGUGGUGGCGCGGAGCAACAAGCACGCUCGGCGCUCACAGGGUGUUUGUGUUGUGGGUGGUGCGAAAGCGAUCCGCCGCAUCUGGCGGGAUUACGGCAUUCAGCCAAACGUAGUCUAUGUGCCCAACACAGAGCCUGCGGUGUUGCCCUGGUGUCUGGAAGAGAGCUUGCCGUCCUUCAUUGUUCGUUGUCCUCCUGUGGAGGUAAAGAAGCACCUGCUCAGUGCUGAAUACAGUGACGGAUAUGCGGCGGAGUUCCCGUGGUAUCCCUCGCAGCUAAGUCCUGCAGUCGCACUUUUCGCCUCAGACGACACGGCUGGUGAGGGCUUUACAGCGACGGAGCGUAGCACCACUGCGUCAAUGCCGUGUGAUGAAAGAGGCACCAAGCUUAUCCGCUCUAUGCUCGUGCUCGUGGGGCUGCGGAUUCCCAGUAACGUUGGCAUGCUCUUGCGUGCCGCGGUGGAUCUCAGCUAUGACAGCGUGCUUCUAGUUAACUGCGUCGACCCAUUCCAGGAAAAGGUCGUCCGCGCGAGCGAGGGCGCAGCCUAUUCACCCCGUCUGCAACUCUUCGAAAUGGCUGACACCACUUCAUGUGUUUCGUUCUUGAAUAAUAUCGCUCUGCAACACCACCUUUUACCCCUCCUUGCGGUGCCUUCACAAGAGGUACAACAAGCGUUUGACGUUGCUAAACAGUUUCACACACACAAUGCUCGACAGAGGCAGCGUGCGCGUGAUGGCACUGCGGCGUCAUCCACCCCAGCGGGUACUAUAGGGCCCAUGUUGAUCCUUGGCUCCGAGUCUGAGGGCCUACGUGGGCUGGACAAUGGUGUGUGGACUUCGCCAUACCAGUUGCUGACACUUCCGCUUCCCAACGCCAUCGUUGACUCUCACAACGUGACCGUUUCCGGUUCAAUUCUUCUCAAUCUAUUUAGACCAGACGCGGAGGCUCAUUUUAUGGAGUGUGCAACCAUAACCGGGGAGUGCCUCGCGAAUGAAGGAGAGGACAUCCCUUUGUGGGCAAAGUCCAGGGAAGUACCUCAAUUAUCGUAG
Phytomonas sp. EM1 is the source of this 1263-nucleotide messenger RNA. NCBI's taxonomy places the organism in Eukaryota, Euglenozoa, Kinetoplastea, Trypanosomatida, Trypanosomatidae. The record is from the annotation of a GenBank genome assembly.